AUGGCACUCUCCACAACAACAAAGAUGGCUUUUCUUGAGGAAAAAACAUCUCCCAGAUCUCUUCGCACCUUUCCAAUCGAGCUUCGUCGUAUGAUCUAUCGUCUCCUCCUUCAGGGUAUAUGGGGAGAACUCGGUCAUCGAUGCACGGCUCGAAAAUUCCUUGCCGCAUUACGUGCAGAUGUGGGACUUUAUAAAGAAGCUCUAACUAUCUUUUACAAAACGAAUACAUUUUCCUUGAGUUAUAAAAAUUACUGGCUGGGGAGAUGUUUUGUUCAGAGUGGUGGGGUCAGAUUUAUGGAUACGAGAAUUGUGUCAUUGGCGUCGACGUUUCAGAAAGUACAUGUUGAAGUUCCACUCUCUACUUGGACUUCAGGUCCUAUUGAUGGUCUCCCCUCCACCUCCCCAUCCUUCGACCGCACAGCCCGAAUAAUCCGCAUGGCGCAAAACCUCACAUAUCUCCAUGUCGAACCCACAGUCAACAGUGGCUGUCGCACCCAAUGGCUCGCUCUAAUCUGCGAUCUCAUCGGUCCCGCCGAUUCUUGUCCUGCUCUUCUAACUCUAAAAUUCACAUGGGCAGCUUAUAUGAUGGAAAAAUAUAGCCAUACCGUCGAAUGGACCAUCCAUCAAUUCGAUUCCGUCUUCGGCACCCCUGGAUAUCUGGAAUUCCCCUCAACCGGCCACAAAGUAUCCUGGAUAUGGCAACACCGCGGCCAAGACACAGGCCGCGUCCUCAAAUGGGGCAACCACGGAAAAAGUCUCGCGCGAAUCGAAAUAAGCCUAGGCGAAGUCGCCGCCAUGCGCCAACGCGAUCUCAUGUCCCACGAAUCGGGAAAAAUCUGGCAAUUUCGACACUGUCGCUCGUUUAUGUAUGGCGUGCAUCCAAAGUGUUGUAUCUCGAUUUUCGCAACGCCACUUCCGGGAACAGGGGUGAAUGAUCCGCCCUCGGGGGUUUAUCAACAUAGCAAUGGAGAGAUCUAUAGACAGGGAAGUGGAGACGAUUUACCUAUCUUGUUGGAUGAGAAAGAUAUCGGCGAGGAAUCGGGGAUGUGGAGACCGAUUCCGAUGAAUAGUUUGCUUAAAAUGAAGAAACGCUGUGAGGAGGAGCAGGAAAGAGGUCCUCUCAUUCAUCACGAGCCGAGGGAGGAAAAUCAUCUCACGAAAUGGCUUUACGAUCAAGGUUUUGAAUGUCCCAUCGAUACCGUCGCGAAGUUCAACACAAUUCUCACAUGGGCCCGGAAGCAAGAAAUGUAUGGAAAUCCUUCUCAGCGCGGUUCAGAGGGUGAUUUGCGAUAUAUCUCAAAUUCCGAAGAUGUAGACAUCGAUACCAACUUUCAAAAUACCUUCGCAGAUGGACUUGCAGUUUCGCGUCCGGAAAGAGAGGAAUCGCAUCCGACGGUUGAGAGACGAGUACCAGGUGUCAAAUACGAUAGACGGAACGGAACUAAGUAUCGUUCUGCACUUCCAAGUAAUUGGGACUGUGCGGAUAGUGAUGAGGGGAUGGAGAGAGGAGAGGAGGUUUUCGUCGAGGAGAGCGAGAAGAAUGAUCGUUUGGCGAGGGAUAGAGUCUAUGCGGAGAGUGGGGGGAGUGGGGAGACGGUUUUGGUAGAGGAUUUGGUGUUUGAACCGGGAAAAAGGAGACGGGAAAUUAUUCGUUGA
Molecule: messenger RNA, 1656 nt
Organism: Botrytis byssoidea
Lineage: Eukaryota; Fungi; Ascomycota; Leotiomycetes; Helotiales; Sclerotiniaceae
Exons: 2
Coding region: 1-1656 (551 amino acids)
Source: RefSeq, a predicted model, not a curated record